CUGACGGGGGAAGGUCGCACCGAGGCGAUGGCGACGCGAUGACGGGCCCGCGCAGCUGGAGGGCGCUUAUGGCGCUGCUGGCGCUCGUCGCCCCGGGGUCCGCGGACCGCGCGGAGGAGUCCCUGGACCGCGAGGUGGACCGCCACGACCUGAGCCCCGGCAGGCUCCUGCUGGGGAGGGUCGUCGACGCGCUGGUGCCCGGCGACCCGGGCGCCGACAACGACCUGUGGCGCGGGCUGAUGGGCGAGUGCGCGCGCGACGCCUCCUUCGCCUGCGUGAGGCGCGGCGUGUUCGGCUACCUGGACCGGUCCUUGGACGAAGGCGCGCGCGACCUGCGGGUGUACGACGGCCUCGUGCUCGCGCGCAACGAGAACAAGUACUCGGAGGAGCUCAACUCCAACGGCACCGCGGAGGCCCGCUCCGCGCCGGACUCGUUCGAGGGCGUGGCCGAAGCGCUCUACGACAAGGGCGUGAGGUUCGCGAUGACGCACGACGUGCGGCUGCAGCUGCCGCGGUUCCUGUUCGGCGGCGCCGUGCUGCGGGUGUCGCCCCGGGCGCUGGACGGCGAGGGGGGAGCCCUCCUCAAGGUCGAGGUGAACCCCGACGGCGCGCGCGCCGACGAAGGCCGCAUCUUCUUCAAGAAGCACAAGGAGUUCAAGAAGAAGCUGCUGAUGAGCUUCAUGGCGCUGCUGCUGGUCAUCAAGAUGAUCAAGGUGAAGCUGAUCUACCUGCUGCCCUUGCUGAUCGGCGUGGGCGCCGCCAAGAAGCUGCUGCUGAAGGUGCUGCUCUUCAUCUUCCCGGCCUUCUCGCACCUCUUCAAGUUCUGCUCCACCUACCACUCGUCCUACUCGGGGAAGUACCACCACCACCACCACAAGAUCGCGCACCACCACCACCACGUGAAGGUGCCGGUGCCGGUGCCGGUCCCGGUGCCCAGCCACCACGACGAGGGCUACCCGCCGUCCGGCCACGCCUCCUGGGACUCCGGCCCGGGCUGGGACUCCCCCUCGGGGCCCGGCCUGGACCACGCAGGCUCCCGCAGCGAGCUGGCGGCCGCCGGACACCGCGCCGAGCAGGAGCUGGCCAGCUGGGGGCUGGGCCACUCCCAGGGAGACCCCGCCGACACCUUCAGCGCCAACUACGGCGACUCGCUCGCCUACCAGGCGCACCUCCCGGAGGACCCGCGGCCCGUCUACGUCACCCCGGGUCCCCCGCAGCGCAAGGCCUACACGGCGCAGCGGCACGACCUGCGGCAGCAGGUGCAGAGCCUGGAGGCGCAGCUGCAGCGGCAGACCCAGGUGCAGCAGAAGCUGCAGAACCUGCGCGUGCCGCAGGCCCAGGCGCUGACGGCGCUUCCCGCCCCCGCCGCCGGCGGCAGUACAGUCGCCGUCACCUACGACCCCUUCUACAGCCCCAUCCUGCGGCGGCUGGACGACGUGUUCGUGCAGCUGGGCCUCAGCGAUGAGCCCUGCCGCCAGAGGCUGGUGUGCUCCAUGUACCGCUGGCCCGCGCGCUUCAGCCCGCACAGCAACCUGGUGUCCGCCGAGCUCAGCAGGGACCCCUCGGAGCUGCAGAAGCCGUCCAGCCCCAACUCGGCGGUGGUGAGGUUCUACCGCUACGUGCAGGCCGCGCGCGACGGCCAGGAGCAGAAGAACUGCCUCAGCCUGUACCCGGCCUGCACCGUCAACACCGAGAUGUGGCGGCAGUGAGCUGUCGAGCUGUCGGCAACACCGCGGCGGUGCGCGAGCAGCGGAGCUGUUGGCAACACCGCGGCGCGCACAUGCUUCCGUAGCUGGCAGCAGUGUCUCACUAUCCUGGAGCUGUUGGCAACACCGCAGUGGCGCGUGAGCAGCGGAGCUGUUGGCAACACCGCAGCGCGCAUCUGCGGCUGUACCUGGCAGCAGUGUCUCGUGAUACUGGAGCUGUUGGCAACACGGCAGUGGCGCGUGAGCAGCGGAGCUGUUGGCAACACCGCGGCGCGCAUCUGCUGCUGUACCUGGUGGCAGUGUCUCGUGAUCCUGGAGCUGCUGGCAACACCGCAGUGGCGCGUGAGCAGCGGAGCUGUUGGCAACACCGCGGCGCGCAUCUGCUGCUGUACCUGGUGGCAGUGUCUCGUGAUCCUGGAGCUGUUGGCAACACCGCAGUGGCGCGUGAGCAGCGGAGCUGUUGGCAACACCGCGGCGCGCAUCUGCUGCUGUACCUGGUGGCAGUGUCUCGUGAUCCUGGAGCUGCUGGCAACACCGCAGUGGCGCGUGAGCAGCGGAGCUGUUGGCAACACCGCGGCGCGCAUCUGCUGCUGUACCUGGUGGCAGUGUCUCGUGAUCCUGGAGCUGCUGGCAACACCGCAGUGGCGCGUGAGCAGCGGAGCUGUUGGCAACACCGCGGCGCGCAUCUGCUGCUGUACCUGGUGGCAGUGUCUCGUGAUCCUGGAGCUGUUGGCAACACCGCAACGCCCACAUGCUGCUCCAGGUGACAGCAAUUUCGAUAUGUUUGCAACACUGCCGUGCUCGACACUUGGUUCGUUGGGGCAGACAGCAGUGAAUAAAAAAAUCGAAUUUUAUCGUAACGAACAGUCUUAAAAAAUAAAAAUAUGACGUGCUUCGUUUAGCUGUACAUUGAUUUUAAAUUGAUCUGUUUGUUGUUUACUGCCAGAGAAAGUACACAAUGAAAACUUAUUAUCAGUUCAGUGAAAUUUUCUAGUUAAUUGUGUUGGAGUUUAAAGAAAUGCACGAGGUUCGUGGAGAGCCAGUUAAUAAUUACCGCAGUAUGACGUUACAAUGCCUGUCUCUGUGAUUUAGGAGUCAGCGUACCAAACUUCUAACUAGGUGGUUGCGGGUUCGAGUCUAACUCGGUCAUAAUUCUUUGAAAGUCGUUCCUCAAGAAGCCACCCGGCACAAGGCUGGAUUGUAAAUUCUAUUAUAUUUUUAAAUAAAAAAUAAUAAUCAUCGCAAACCGAUAAACAACCUAAAUAUGGUAUCCAGUGGGUACAGCAUUAGGCUAAACAGGUAAAACCAGGAAUUUUCGGGAAUUAUUAAUUUCUGUACAAUUCAGGAGAUAUAUUUUUAUGUAUUCAUGGAAUUAAAAUUAUAUAGUUAUAUUAUGUCUCAGCCAUAGUUUCCAGUUGAAUGUUCUCUCUUUCCAAAGCACGAUGUUUGCAUUUAGUGCUGUCCGUGUUCGGUGUGCUAUGUUGCCAGAUAUACACCUCAGAGCAUAACAUUUUUAGACAUAAUUUUGUAAUGUAAUUAAAUUUAAUUAAAAUAUAUCUGUAACAUUGUAUUUUAUAAAGGUAAUUUUGGAAUGAGAAUUUUAGAUAUAGGCUACAUUUUUGUUACAUUUUUAUCAAUAGCAUCAUCUGGUAAUAACCAAUUUUUUUUUCUUUUAAGAAGACGUAACUGGAAAACACCAUCUUGGUUUCAACUAUUUUUGUAAACUAAUUUUUGAUAUAAUUUAAUAUUAGUAGUUUGGCUUUGCUUGAGCAUAGUACAUACUGUGAUAGAAUGUAUUUUUGUUAAUAGUGACUGAAUACCAAACAUAGUUACUACUGUGAGAAAAUAAUAGGUAUUUAGCAUUGAAUGUUAUUUUUCUUCCAUAACUACAACUGUAAUACUGUCAAUAGAAAAUACUUUGUGGUCUUGAAUAGUAAAAUUAAAAAUAAUUUAGUAAAACUUAUUAUAAUUAACGAUGCAUACCAAACAGCACUUUUUUAAUGUUAACAAGUCAGGUAAUAUCAAUGUAGCAACAGUGAGUGUAAUUUACUCUGUACUGCAAACUAAGCGUGAGAUGCAUUAUAGACAAAGGGAAAAUUCUGAAUCGCUAAUGCACUAACGGUGUUUUGCAUAUCUUAUUUCUUUUCUCAGUAUUUGUUAAAUGUUAGUGUGGCAAGUAUUUUUGAAGAGUGUUGUAUUUUUUGGCACAAACUUCCGUCUGUGAUGGUGCCUCGGCUUAAUAUGUAAGAAACACCAUUUUUUGUGCAUAUAUUUCAGGAUUUUUGUUCCUGUGUAAACAUUUAGUGUCGUGAAUUGGAAAUAAUCUGUAAUAGCUGCUGCGUUGUGACUAUGGCCGUGUAAGGAUAUAGUUAACAACAAUUAUAGAUAUUGUUUUCUAUAAAAAAUAUUACAGGUUUGGGUCAGUAUAAGAAUUUUAAAAACCUGGAUAAGUCAGAAAAAAUCAUAAUUCUGUUUGUGGUUUUUACUUAACAUCCUUUCAAAAUAAUUACUAUGGAAUUAAUUGAUUGUCAACUGAAAAAGUAUUGAUUGAUUCACUUUAUUGGAAUAAUCUUGUCAGUACAAAGGUUAUGUGUAGUUGGUAAAGAAAAAUUUUUUAUAUUAAUCAUAUAGCAUAUUUUUUUACUUUGAUUAACAUACAGAGUUAGUUAUUUUGUUUUGUACGUUAUGCAAAUUACCUCAACUGAGAGACAUUUUUACCGAGACGCUAUCUAUUGACAGUCAUUAAAUAAAGUGAUUAUUUAUUUAAACUACUGUCUAUAAAUUAUUUUGAGUUAUUUAAGUAUAUAUUAUUUAAAUAGCAUUAUUACUAAUAUAUAGGUCAAUAAGGAUUAGGCCUCUAAAAAUUUACCUUCGUUAUAACGUAAAAGUUUUUUUUUUUUUACAAAUAAAACGUAAAGCUUAACAUAUGUUUAAGUGCCCAAUAUUGAACCAUUAAGUAUUUAAAUUCCAACAUUAAUUAAAAUAGUGCAUUACAAUAUCUUAGCUGUCCGGAUUUGUUUUAAAGAAUUAAUAUAAAGAGUAGUUUUAUGAAUACUUUGUGUGAUACUUCCCCGUUGUAGCAGAGUGUUACGACUUUACAAUGUUUUACUUUUAACUUAACAACUUGUGGCCAAUAUUGUCAAGUUAACAGUUGAAUAAGAAAAUUAAGCGCUCACACAAAACACUUUCAGUAACGAAAAAAUAGUUUUCUCUGAAUAUUUCCUCACACUUUUAGUGUCUAAAACUAAUGGGCUGUACAAUUUUUGGUGUCAAUAUCGGAAAGAAUUUUUUUAGGAUGUUUGAAAGUUAUUUCCAGUGUAAAUGUAGGUUUUCGCUAGAAAUUGUUUGCGCUGUGUAUUUUUAUAUAUUUAUUAUUGUGAGGGAAAACUGAAAACCUAGUGCAAAAGGACUGUAUUAUAAUUAUUUAUAUAUUUAUACAUAGCAAUAAACAAAUCCAAUUGGUAUGAUUGUAGUACACUCUAAACAAUUCUGUGCGAUUAAUUUCAAGGUUUUGGUCCAUUUUAGUGUGCAUUUUUGAAAACAAUAUGCUUCAUUGAAAAAGUUUAUAGCUAACAAAGAAACAGAGGGAAAUACAGUUUAAUCAUUUGAAUAGUCUAAAUUUUUCACUUUGUGAUCUCAUCGACAAUAGGUGGAAUAAAAAACUUUGAAAAAACCUAUGUUGUUGCUUUGAAUAAAAUGUGAAUCAUAAAACUUUAAGUACAUAAAUUUGUCUUUACUUUUAAGGGCAUAAUUUUUAAAAAGUGUCAUACAUAGUUUUUAUGUUACAUUGGAAUUCACAAUUUUUGCCUUAUGUCAUUUAUCUACAAUAUCAGCGAAAAUUUGUCAUAAUUUUCAUGUAAGUUGUGUAAUAUUGUGUGUAGAGUAUUUGUGACUGACGCUCUUUCUACCAUUCACAGUUAGAUGUAGGUUCGACUUUCAUACUUGAGAUAAUUGUACUGUACAUAAUAUUUUCAUUUUUGAAUUAUUAUUGAUGUGUAACAUGUAAAGUGAUAAGUUUAGGGAAGCAAACUGUUUACUAAACCGAUAUUUUUAUACAAAACUUACAUAUUUAUUUCCUUAUUUAUUAGUCCAAGUUUAUUAGAUGAAACAAAUAUUAUCGGCUGCGAUUACAGCUAGAUUUUUGCGUACAUGCAUUGUUAUAACAAUAUAGGUAUUGUAGCUAUAUGUUCAAUGUUAUUUAUUACAUUAUUUAUUUAUUAUUGUGUUUGCUACUGCCAUUGUUUAAGUAAUAGAUUACUUGUAGUUAUAUUUUCAAUAUUAUUUAUUUAUUGUGUUUGUUAUUUUUAUUGUGAUAAAGUUUCGUUUUGUGGUGUGGAAAAUUUCAAAAUUUAUAUACUUUAUUCGUGUUUAAUAUUGAUUCUGAAUAAAUAAAACUACAAAGAAA
Bacillus rossius redtenbacheri is the source of this 6111-nucleotide messenger RNA. RefSeq lists its product as uncharacterized. Gene Ontology annotation, cellular component: membrane. Bases 39 to 1709 code for a protein of 556 amino acids. The record is from RefSeq and is a predicted model, not a curated record. NCBI's taxonomy places the organism in Eukaryota, Metazoa, Arthropoda, Insecta, Phasmatodea, Bacillidae. The transcript has 5 exons.